AUGGAUUUUGACAGCCGAAUUAAGGCCUAUCGGUUCGUUGCUUAUUCCGCUAUUGUAUUCUCGGCAGUAUCUGUUUUUUCUGUCUGUAUUACACUGCCAAUGGUUUACAACUAUGUAUACAACGUUAAGCGACAGAUGAACAACGAAAUUGCGUUUUGUAAGAGUUCUGCAAGGGAUAUAUGGGCAGAAGUUCACGAACUGAAAACCCUUCCGGGCAGAAAUCGUACUUCACGUCAAGCUGGUUAUGGGGAAGUCAGCAAUCGAUGUGAAGAGUGUUGCGUCCCAGGUCCACCUGGUCCACCAGGAACCCCCGGGAAGCCAGGAAGGCCAGGGAAACCAGGUGCUCCAGGACUUCCUGGAAGCCCAGGAAGACCACCUGUCCAGCCUUGUGAACCAAUUACUCCACCUCCAUGCAAGCCUUGCCCGCAAGGACCUCCUGGACCUCCAGGAAUGCCAGGGCCUAUCGGUGACGCAGGAACACCUGGAGCCCCAGGUGCUCCAGAACCGGGAACACCAGCACCAAAUGAAGCUUUGGUUCCUGGAGAACCUGGCCCACCGGGAGUUACAGGGCCGCAGGGACCACCAGGGGCUCCAGGUGAGCGAGGAAGCGACGGCAUUCCGGGAAUGCCAGGACCGAAGGGACCACAAGGGCCGCCUGGUGCUCCAGGAGAUGAUGGUGCACCAGGACCUCCAGGUGAACAAGGUCCACCAGGAAAUCCAGGAGAAAAGGGUAUCUGUCCCAAAUACUGUGCCAUCGAUGGCGGCGUUUUCUUUGAAGAUGGAACUCGGCGUUAA
Molecule: messenger RNA, 795 nt
Organism: Enterobius vermicularis (human pinworm)
Lineage: Eukaryota; Metazoa; Nematoda; Chromadorea; Rhabditida; Oxyuridae
Source: the annotation of a GenBank genome assembly